ACCGCGAGUCGACCGCGCCGCACGCUCUCCAACACCCCCACACGGUACGCGAUCGAGCCAUGACUCGCGAGGCGGUUGUCUAUCGCCCGAGCACCGAUCCGACGUGACCUGAAAUAAAAUCGAAAAUCACUCGAGAAACGGAGCCCCGUUCGAUUGCUCUUAGACGAUUUUGUCAAAAUGAACAUUUCCAGCGCGGAAGCUGAGUCGCGUGAAACGAUUAGCCGGUUAGUCGCAUCGAAGUGCGGUAGGAUGUGACAGGGACAGGUCGCGGACACAGAAUCGAAAGGGAUGCGCGGAACGUUCGAGGCGAACGACGAAGGGGAAGAGCCUGUAGCCCUUCAUGGCCAACACUGAUCUAAGAUGAGGAUCCAAUGCCGCUGGUACGCCCUCGUUCUGCUCACGUGCUCGAUCUGUCCCGGGCUGGCUGGCCCGCAGGAGGUGCAGAUCGAGAGGCCGAAGGAGCUGUUGCGUCACCAGCAGAACCACCGGCCGUCGUUCAUCGACCGCAGGCUCAAGAUGUACGAGACCACAGAGUCUCCUACGGAUCUAGAUGAUCAGGACGAUGUCGAGAUUUAUAAAAGUAAACUGGAGACCAGCAUCGAGAGACCGGCCACGCAGAUCAGACACGGUCGAUCUAGGAAUCACUUCGUCAGGCAAUCUAAGCUCGACGACGCCGAUAUGUCUUACAUGUCCAGUGCGGCUGAUAACGAUAAAGACACGCAGGACGCGAAGAGUAAAAAUAAGAUUCAAGACCGGAAAUCUUUAGGCACCGUCGACGAACGAUCUACGGUCGAUCUAGACAAAUUAUUGACCAGACUGUCCGAAGCUGGGUCUGAUCGUAGGAAGGAGGAGAAGAUGCGGCAUAAAGGAGAUUCGAUAAACAAAUUGAAGAAAGUGAUCGCUAGGAAUCGGUCCAGGUUAGCUGGUAACAGAACAGUCAGCAAUCUGACCGAAGUUUAUGGACACAUCGUUCACGGGACGUCGACUGGUGACAGAACUGACUUAGACGACGCAGAGAUCGGUAUAUUAGAAGAUUACGAUAUGUACGACAGUGAAAGCAAUAAUAGCUCCGAGAGCGAAGAUUACGAGGACUAUGGGACGAACGGGGACCAAGGCAAGCCUAGCAAAGAACCGGUGCACGUGGACAUCGUCACCAGGUUCCUUCGAAUCAUUGAAAAUCAGCAUCUCCUAGGCGAGAAUUGCACCGCUGGGACGGAUCUGAACCUGGGCGAAGGCAUCGUGGACCAAUACGCUCAGGAGAAGUUCAGAUUAGAAGCCAAUUUGGCGGUGAACAGGGCAAACAUGCUCACCAGGCUGUGGAAAUACGCGCCGGAAGUGAUGCUGUCCUCGGAAUACUUGCUGCACGCGAGCAUCCUGUCCAUGGUAGAGUUCGACGAAGACAUAUUCGCCGCAGGCAAUUGCUACGACAAGCUGCAGUACAGAGACCAUUGGCUGUACUGUCCGUUCGCGCAUCGAUUACAGGAUCAGGAUGGGAUUCUUGUUAAGGACUUGGCGAUUGAAUACAAGUACCUUAGUAACAGCAGCGAGUGGUUUUACAUCGCUAGGAAAAACGCCGAGAGAGUUAUCGCAAAUAACGACCAGUUCAGUCGCGGCUUCCACACGUACACGCUGAACGAGACGACGCAUACGGAGAGGGAGGAGGACGAGAUUUUGACGGUGAGGUACGAGGACGGCAGGUGGUCCAAGCCUUAUUACGAUUGUGGCGGUGGCAAUAUUUGGAUGCUCACGUACACUGUUCCCUUCUUUGGCUAUGUCAACGACACGUACUUUUUAAUUAUAGAAAAU
Ceratina calcarata is the source of this 1806-nucleotide messenger RNA. RefSeq lists its product as uncharacterized. NCBI's taxonomy places the organism in Eukaryota, Metazoa, Arthropoda, Insecta, Hymenoptera, Apidae. The transcript is spliced from 2 exons. The annotation marks the transcript as partial. The record is from RefSeq and is a predicted model, not a curated record.